GAAAGCGGUAGUUGUAGUUGCUGAGCGAGUGACCCUCAACAUACAGAGCUAUAAGAAAACAUGGGGGUUAAAAUAGAAAUAUUUCGGAUGAUGCUGUAUCUGUCCUUUCCUGUGACCAUGUUCUGGAUCUCCAACCAGGCUGAGUACUUUGAGGAGUACAUAGUGAAGAGAAAGAGAGAGAUUUUCCCACCGGAUGAAAAAAUGCAUAGAAAAGAGCUUGAAGAGUUUAAGGAGCGCAUGAGAAUGCGGAAAGAGCAGAAGAUGCUUAAACAAAUGGCCAUGGAAGCAGCAGAAGAAUAAACAGUACUGAGAAAUUGGAAGCCCUAAGGGACUGAUUUUAUGGCUUAUCUAAUGCCACACCAUGAUGCACCUGGGUUUGGCCUGAAUUUUGCAUACUGAGCUGUAAAAUGGUGACAGUUCCAAAAAGGCACAGUGAAUGUGCAGUUUUGUAAAUACAACAACAACAUAUAAGAAUAUAAGAACACUGGGUUGGAUGGAUUGCUAGACGAUGCCUUAUAUUUAUUUUUUAAAUAAACAUACUUGUUUUUUCUUGUUUAACAUGUUUAUACCGGGCGGCACGGUGGCUAAGUGGGUAGCACUGUCGCCUCACAGCAAGAAGGUCCUGGGUUUGAUCCCCAGGUGGGGCGGUUCGGGUCCUUUCUGUGUGGAGUUUGCAUGUUCUCCCGGUGCCCGUGUGGGUUUCCUCCGGGUGCUCCGGUUUCCUCCCACAGCCCAAAAACAUGCAAGUGAGGUGAAUUGGAGAUACUAAAUUGUCCAUGACUGUGUUUGAUAUAACCUUGUGAACUGAUGAAUCUUGUGUAAUGAGUAACUACUGUUGUCAUGAAUUUAACCAAAGUGUAAAACAUGACGUUAAAAUCCUAAUAAACAAACAAAACAUGUUUAUACCAUGUUUAUUCUCUGUAAUCUGGUUGAACGACUGGCUACCCAUUUGGGCACAGAUACAUGUACAUUCAUAAAGUUCAUGCAUUUUGAAAACAUGCAAUAAAAACAAGAAUCUGCGAGAUAAUGA
Trichomycterus rosablanca is the source of this 1030-nucleotide messenger RNA. Its product is annotated as protein PET100 homolog, mitochondrial. Bases 61 to 300 code for a protein of 79 amino acids. Gene Ontology annotation, cellular component: mitochondrion; mitochondrial inner membrane. NCBI's taxonomy places the organism in Eukaryota, Metazoa, Chordata, Actinopteri, Siluriformes, Trichomycteridae. Gene Ontology annotation, biological process: mitochondrial respiratory chain complex IV assembly. The transcript has 4 exons. The record is from RefSeq and is a predicted model, not a curated record.